UGGGAAGGGAGCUGAGCGAGGGGGUGCCCGGUGAUCGUCGGGGAGCUGGGGGCUGCCCGCUGGAUGGGAGCCCGACGCCGCAGGGAAAUCCUGACAAGCUGGAUCCCCCUGCACCCGGUCGGAGCGCCGCCGUCCCUCCCUCCCGCUACCGCCCCAGCUUCAGCAUCGGCAGCGACCGCCUGCGCCCAGCGGACAAUGACAGCGCCCUCCAGGCAAACCUGCUCGGCAGGGAGUUCCGGGAUGUGGGGACAAUUACCGACGUCUGUUACAGUGAGAACGUGCCGGAGGUGGAGAUAUUCAGCCUUCUGGAGGAAGGGGUGCCGAGAUACACGCUCAGGGCCGACACCGUCUACGGCUACAGCCACGACGACUGGUUACACACGCCGCUUCUGAGCUCCGACCUCAACGUCAGCCUCACCCACCAGCAGAUCGAGGAGACCCUCAAAUACUUCCUUCUCUGCGCGGAGAGGGCGGGCCAGGUGACCAAGACGUACCACGACAUUGAGGCCGUCACGCACCUGCUGGAGGAGAAGCAGCGGGACCUGGAGCUGGCCGCUCGCAUCGGGCAGUGUCUCCUCAAGGAGAACCGGGCGCUGACCGGCAGCAACCAGUACCUGGAGGAACAACUGCAGUGGGCCACCGAGCAGGUGGCCCAGCUGAAGCACGAAGUCAGCAUGAGGGACGACCUUCUGCAGCUCUACACCAACUCGACGGAGGAGAGUGAGCCCAACUCCUCCUGCGGCACCCCGCUGAGGCGCAACGAAUCGUCGGUGUCUCUGCAGAAUUACCUGCACCUGGAGCUGCUGCAGCAGAAGCUGCGGACCCUGGAGAGCGAGAACCACAGCCUGAAACACAAGGCCCUGCAGAUGUCCAGUGAAACACUGGAAUACGAGAACAAGGAGGAGGAGCUGGUGAUGAACUGCGUGAAGGAGCUCGGUGACUGCAAUGCCCAGCUGGCCAGUGUGUCCGAGGAGCUGGCACUGAAGAUUGAAGACUCAGCCCGCCAGCAGGAGGAGAUCAGCGUGCUGCUGGCCCACAUCGUGGAGCUCCAACAGAAAUGCAGAACCUGCACUGCAGAGAACGAGGACUUAACCCAGGAACUUGCAGCAUCGAGAGAGGGUCAGGAGCAUUUGAAGACCGAGCUCCAGUACACGCGGGAGAAGUACUUCCAGUGCGGCGAGAUGCUGCGGGAGGCGCAGGAAGAGCUGAAGAACCUGAGGACGCGGAGCGGCCCCAGCUGCUGCAUCAACCGCUACCUCACCGUACCCGUCUACCCCAUGGACUCGCUGGCCGCGGAGAUCGAAGGGACGAUGAGGAAAGGCUUCCACCUUGACAGCGCGGGGUCGCUGGAGAACAGUAACUACCACCGGAGGGUCUUCGAGACGGUGCGGGCUGUGAACCAGGCGGUGAAACUCAAGUCCCGCUCGCAGUCCCCGCAGAACGUGGCGGGCUCCGGCCAGUCCUCUGGCGACCCCUCGGGCUUCUACAGCCUCCCCAGCACCCCGCGCGCCAGAUUCUACGGGUCCAGCGGCUCCAGCAGCUCCAGCAGCAUCAGAGUGGACAAGAGGCCCCCACCGCCGAACCUGGAUACUGACACCGUGCCAGACGAUGAUGGGGAGCGGAAGCUGGGGACUCCGGGCACCCCUGGGUGCCGGGACCUUGAGGCAGCUUUGCAGAGGCUAUCCCUGCGGCAGCAGUCCAGCGAAGACCAGGCCGCCCUCGAGCAGGAGCGGGAGCAGCGGCUGGCCGCUCCGACCGGCGACGACCCCAUGUCCAGCGGCGCCCUCACGCCCGCCGAGAGUGACCUGUCGACGGGCACCAACUAUUCGGGGAGUUCGGGCCACACGGCCUACUCCGGCCUCUCUGCCAGCUCCUACCCGGAUAAGCUGAAGAUCGUGAAGCCACUGGAAGGCUCGGCCACUCUGUACCAGUGGAGGCAGCUCGCCCAGCCGCACCUCGGGGGGAUACUGGAGCCGCGCCCGGGCGUCCUCACCAAAGACUUCUGCCAGCUGGACACGGACGCUGGCGAGGUGUACAACCUGCACGAUCUGGAGGAGGACGAGACCGAUGACAGGGCGUUCCAGCCCCUGGCCGUACCUCAGCCCGAGCAGCCCAAGCCAGACGUCAAUGGUAUUGAUUAUCGAUGGACGAACUGGCUGCCAGAUACACAGUCCACCUACACCAUCACCACCUGCCGUAUCAUGCACCCCUCGGACGAGCUCGCCUCCGUCACCAUGAGUUUCCACCACACACCUAAACCCUCUAUUGGCAGCUUUGGCAAGCUGAGACCCACCUCGUCCGACGGGAACUUGCAGAGGCUACACCUCCUCGCGUCCAGCGGGGGUCCGAACAGAUCGCGGACGGCAGCGACACCGGGCGCCGAACGAGCGCAGUCCCACACGGUGGAGGGCGCGGCGCCCAGCGGCGGCUCCGGGGAGCUACGGGCAUCCGGCGCCGCCAGCCGCCGCAGGCGCUGCCAGUCCGAGUCGGCCACGAACUCCAGGGAGCACACCACCACCACCAGCACUUCGCUCGGUCUGGUCACCCUGCUGAAGGAGCACGGGAUUUCGGCGGCGGUGUACGACCUGGGCGGGGGAGCCCCCGGGAACCUCAAAGGGACCUCGCCCGGCGGCCAGUGGGGCUACCCGCCCCCGUUCCCGCUGGAGCCGGCGUACCCCCGCCCGCUUCGACCACCCUUCCUCACCACCAGCCUGGCCAAGUCCAUGCUCAGCGGGAGGGGCCCCGCCGCGCGGGAGGGCGGGAGCCCGAGCCCCCGCGGCAGCGAGAGGAACAUUUUCAGCUUCAACCUCGUGGAUAAGCUGAGCAGGCUGGGGCUGGACAAGGUGGUGGCCAGGGGGAGGGUGGAGCCGGACGGCAAGGGGCUGGAGUGCCCGACUCCAGCGCCCGCAACCCAGCACAUGAGCUCGGGCGCCGAGAAGGCUCCCGUUACUCUCGGGUAAACGCCAGCCUCCCCAGCGCGGAUCUGCACGUACUGACCAGCACGGGAGAUCAAACCCGCUGCCCGCGGGGUGCGUCCGAAAGACCGGCCGGGAUGUUUCUCCCCGGUUCGCUCGGGCCAAUAACAUUCCCACUCCUAAGUUCUGUGCUAAAGAAAACUGUUCUUAUUAAAUCAAAAAGGGAAAAUUACCUGCUUAACGUUAAACGAGAAUCGGUAGCGAGAGAGACGAAAAGAGAAUGGUUCCGUCAAUGUGUGGAUCGGCUGCCUUAAGGAAGGCGACAGACCGGCCGCUGUACAGUGUGACCGGUUCCAUCGAAGAUCGCGGGGAUGAAGGCAGGAGAGCGGGGCCGGGAGGAAUGAUAAGCCAGCCGUGACGGAAUGGCGGAGCCGACUCGGUGGGCCGAGAUGGCCUAGUUCUGCUCCUGCGUUGUAUGGUCUUGCGGCUACCUCGUUUCCCUCUCAACCCCGUCCCCCGGUGCCUCCCCUCCGUUAGCCUUUGAUGCCCUUAUCGAUCAGGGGCCUAUCAGCCUCCAAUUUAAAUAUACCCGGUGACUUGGCCUCCACAGCCGUCUGUGGCAAUGAGAUCCACAGAUUCACUUACCCUCUGGCUAAAGAAAUUCCUUCUCAUCUCUGUUUUAAGUGAACGUCCCUCUAUUCUGAGGCUGUGUCCUCUGGUCCUAGACUCCCCCACCAUAGGAAACAUCCUCUCCACAUCCACUCUAUCUGUGCCCUCUGGUCCUAGACGCUCCCACUAUAGGAAACAUCCUCUCCACAUCCACUCUAUCUGUGCCCUCUGGUCCUAGACUCCCCCACUAUAGGAAACAUCCUCUCCACAUCCACUCUAUCUGUGUCCUCUGGUCCUAGACUCCCCCACUAUAGGAAACAUCCUCUCCACAUCCGCUCUAUCUGUGUCCUCUGGUCCUAGACUCCCCCACUAUAGGAAACAUCCUCUCCACAUCCACUAUAUCUGUGUCCUCUGGUCCUAGACUUCUCCACUAUGGGAAUCAUCCUCUCCACAUCCACUCUAUCGGUGUCCUCUGGUCCUAGACCCCCCCCCCCGCCACUAUUGGAAACAUCCUCUCCACAUCUACUCUAUCUGUGUCCUCUGGUCCUAAACUCCCCCCACUAUAGGAAACAUCCUCUCCACAUCCACACUAUCUGUUCCCUCUGUUCCUAGACUCCCCCACUAUAGGAAACAUCCUCUCCACAUCCACUCUAUCUGUGUCUUCUGGUCCUAGACUCCCCCACUAUAGGAAACAUCCUCUCCACAUCCACUCUAUCUGUGUCCUCUGGUCCUAGACUCCCCCACUAUAGGAAACAUCCUCUCCACAUCCACUAUAUCUGUGUCCUCUGGUCCUAGACUUCUCCACUAUGGGAAUCAUCCUCUCCACAUCCACUCUAUCGGUGUCCUCUGGUCCUAGACCCCCCCCCCCCCCGCCACUAUUGGAAACAUCCUCUCCACAUCCACUCUAUCUGUGUCCUCUGGUCCUAAACUCCCCCCACUAUAGGAAACAUCCUCUCCACAUCCACACUAUCUGUUCCCUCUGUUCCUAGACUCCCCCACUAUAGGAAACAUCCUCUCCACAUCCACUCUAUCUGUGUCCUCUGGUCCUAGACUCCCCCACUAUAGGAAACAUCCUCUCCACAUCCACUCUAUCUGUGUCCUCUGGUCCUAGACUCCCCCACUAUAGGAAACAUCCUCUCCACAUCCACUAUAUCUGUGUCCUCUGGUCCUAGACUUCUCCACUAUGGGAAUCAUCCUCUCCACAUCCACUCUAUCGGUGUCCUCUGGUCCUAGACCCCCCCCCCCGCCACUAUUGGAAACAUCCUCUCCACAUCCACUCUAUCUGUGUCCUCUGGUCCUAAACUCCCCCCACUAUAGGAAACAUCCUCUCCACAUCCACUCUAUCUGUGUUCUCUGGUCCUAGACUCCCCCCACUAUAGGAAACAUCCUCUCUACGUCCACUCUAUCUGGACCUUUCAUGUUUCAAUGAGACAGGCCCAGAGCCAUCAAAUGCUCCUCACAUGGUAAACCCUUUUAUUCCCGAGACAAUUCUGGUGAAUCCCUUCUGGAGCCUCGUACAAGGUUCUCAGGCGCGGAUUGCCCUCCGCACGUCUCCGCACUCCAACCCGCCCGUAGUCAGCCUUCCCUGCUGGUCCAGACCCACUGAGGAUCUCCACUGGAUAUACAGAGCAAGGACACGCAAAGUGCUGGGGGAAACCAGCCGGUCAGACAGCAUUUACGGCGGAGGGUAAACAGUCGACGUGUCCGGACUGGAAAGGAAGGAGGCAGAAGCCAGAAUAAGAAG
Molecule: messenger RNA, 5268 nt
Organism: Mobula hypostoma (lesser devil ray)
Lineage: Eukaryota; Metazoa; Chordata; Chondrichthyes; Myliobatiformes; Myliobatidae
Product: trafficking kinesin-binding protein 1-like
Exons: 16
Coding region: 675-2960 (761 amino acids)
Biological process (GO): anterograde axonal transport of mitochondrion; mitochondrion distribution; neurogenesis
Cellular component (GO): dendrite; cytoplasmic vesicle; mitochondrion
Molecular function (GO): myosin binding; signaling receptor binding
Source: RefSeq, a predicted model, not a curated record